Messenger RNA from Saxophila tyrrhenica, 687 nucleotides. It is a transcript of the gene TFS1, whose product is annotated as carboxypeptidase Y inhibitor. Bases 1 to 687 code for a protein of 228 amino acids. The transcript is spliced from 5 exons. NCBI's taxonomy places the organism in Eukaryota, Fungi, Ascomycota, Dothideomycetes, Mycosphaerellales, Extremaceae. Gene Ontology annotation, molecular function: peptidase inhibitor activity; phospholipid binding. Gene Ontology annotation, biological process: regulation of proteolysis; regulation of Ras protein signal transduction. The record is from RefSeq and is a predicted model, not a curated record.
AUGGCCAUCCUGUUCAGCUUCAUCUUCUGCGUCUUCUUCGUGGCGAGCAGCCUCUUCGCUGUCGACGUUCAGCAGCAGGUUCCGCUCAUCAAGGAUGGGGAUGUUGACCUUAUCUAUGAACUCAAGAAAGCAGAGAUCAUCCCCACGGUCAUCGAUACUUUCAUCCCCCUCGCCACCCUAAACAUCACCUGGUCAAACGCCACCGCCCACUACGGCAACACCGUCAACCCCUCCCUCACCCAAUCCGUCCCCAACGUCAUGCUCUUGGGCUCAGACUCCGAACCCUUCAUCUCCUCCAAGCACCCGCAAGUCGUCGUUGCCCUCACAGACCCCGACGCUCCGUCUAGAGAUAACCCGGAAUGGAGCGAGAUCUGCCAUUGGGUCGUGACGGCUUUGCCGAACAAGGCGGCUGACGGCACAGUGGAGAUGAGGUUUCCGGAUGGGGUGGAGGAGGUUAUGGAGUAUAAGCCUCCUGGCCCGCCGCCGGAGACGGGGAAGCAUCGGUAUGUUUUUGUGGCGAUGGUCGCGAGGAAUGGUACGAUGGACGAGCUGCACCUGAAGAAGCCGGCGGAUAGGCAGCACUGGGGUUACGAGAAUGAGAGGGAAGGGUUGAGGGGGUGGAUGGGAGAGAUGGGUUUGGAGGUUAUUGCGGCCAAUUUCAUCUACGAGCAGAACGACGAGCAGUGA